Molecule: messenger RNA, 432 nt
Organism: Cadophora gregata
Lineage: Eukaryota; Fungi; Ascomycota; Leotiomycetes; Helotiales; Ploettnerulaceae
Exons: 3
Coding region: 1-432 (143 amino acids)
Biological process (GO): regulation of transcription by RNA polymerase II
Molecular function (GO): DNA-binding transcription activator activity, RNA polymerase II-specific
Source: RefSeq, a predicted model, not a curated record
AUGAGGAGUCAUUGGCUUGCUGUUCAUGGUGUUGCUGCGAAAGCCGGGGUCGAUUGGAAGGCGGUGGAGCUGCAGACCUUCUUUAGGGGUAAUCUUUUAAAGUAUUUUACGAACGGAGCAGUGAGUGAUGUUGAACCUAAGUGUAACAUCGCUUCUAGUAUGGUUGAUAUUAUGAAUGUUGAGUACGACAUAGUAGUCCCGGAGAAUGUCGUCCCUUAUGCAACACCUCCAUCAACAAUAGAUACAUCCGACUCAGCACUUCUACAUCACUUCAUAACAAACACAGCGUCCACCCUCUCGACCACCCCAGCGAUGCAAUCUCUGUGGGAGAACCACAUUCCGCUCCUUGCAAAAACUAAUUUCUUCCUUCAUCUUGGCAUUCUUGCCUGCUCCGCUCUCCAUCUCGCCUACCUCACCCCAACUCACCAUUAA